Molecule: messenger RNA, 1311 nt
Organism: Capronia coronata CBS 617.96
Lineage: Eukaryota; Fungi; Ascomycota; Eurotiomycetes; Chaetothyriales; Herpotrichiellaceae
Exons: 3
Coding region: 1-1311 (436 amino acids)
Biological process (GO): 3-(3-hydroxy)phenylpropionate catabolic process
Molecular function (GO): 3-(3-hydroxyphenyl)propionate hydroxylase activity; FAD binding
Source: RefSeq, a predicted model, not a curated record
AUGACAUCGACAACGAAACCGUGGGUGGUCAUUGUCGGGGCAGGCCCUUCCGGGCUCCUUCUAGGACUUAUGCUGGCGAAGAAAGGCAUCCCAGUCCAAGUCCUCGACGCGGCGCACAAAUUGGACGAACAACCCAGAGCUACUCACUACUCGCCACCCGCCAUAUAUGAACUACGCCGAGCAGGAGUGGUCGACGACCUCCGUGCUGCCGGGUUUUCUCCCAACGGCGUGGCCUGGAGAAAGCUGGACGGAACGUUCCUCGCAGGGAUUGACGGCACCAUUGAAGGCGACGAUCCAGACCGAAUGCUAUGUCUGCCGCUAAACAAACUUGGUAGAAUCCUCUACGAUCAUCUCAGUCGUCAACCGUCAGCGACGGUGUCCUGGAGCCAUAAGGUCGUCUCCCUCGGCCAGGACGAGGAGAAAGCGUGGGUCCACGUCGAAACGCCACAAGGGAAGAAGACUCUGGAGGCUCCGUACAUCGUUGGUUGUGAUGGCGCCAACAGUCAGAUCCGCCGGUCUUUGUUUGGCGACAAGGAGUUCCCAGGCAAGACAUGGGAUGAACAGAUUGUUGCUACCAAUACGUACUAUGACUUCUCCAGAUUCGGGUGGUACGACACAAACUUCAUCAUCCAUCCCGAGCAUUGGUUCAUGGCCGCCAAAAUUGCCAAGGACGGCCUGUAUCGCAUCACAUACGGCGAACUUCCGGGUCUAACAUACGAGCAACUCCGAGAACGACAGCCGUGGAAGUUUGAGACCAUGCUGCCCGGUCAUCCAAAGUCUGACGAGUACCGCAUCGUCAAUUUCAGCCCUUACCGGAUCCACCAGCGACUGGCUCCCAGCAUGCGUGUCGGGCGAUUCUGUCUGGCCGCAGAUGCAGCUCACUUAUGUAACCCGUUCGGUGGCCUGGGGCUGACAGGUGGAAUCGUCGACAUUGGCGGUCUGUAUGACUGUCUGGCCGGGAUCUACGAGGGCCUCGCAGACCCUUCGAUACUGGACAAGUACUCGGAGAUCCGACGGCAGAAGUACAACGAGGUUGUGAACCCGAUCUCGAGCGAGAAUCUCGUUCGCCUGUUCGGCCAGGACCCGGACAAGGCUUUGGAGAAUGACGACUUCUUGAAAAUGUGCAAGAGGGCGGAAACGGACCUGGAAUUUGCCCAUCAGAUGCAUGCUGGUGUCAAUGUCCUCAAACACGACUUCACUCAGUAUUAUACUAGGCAGUCAGCUCCGGAGAAGAUCCAGACUGGGCACACCUUGUCCGAGAAACACCCCGAUGCCCCAGUCCAAGCAGCGGCGGUCGGGGUGACCGAUUAG